This is a messenger RNA of Heterobilharzia americana, 1683 nucleotides long. The record is from the annotation of a GenBank genome assembly. Lineage: Eukaryota; Metazoa; Platyhelminthes; Trematoda; Strigeidida; Schistosomatidae.
AUGUCCAUAAAUUCACAGUACACGCAUACCACGACACCAAUCCUGGAAGCAUGGCUAAUUAAAGCUCUUCGUCUUAUACAUUCAAGAAAGGCUUCUGAUCGUGAUAAAUUGCCUUUGCGUGAACCUCGUGAAGUUGUUGCUGCAAGUAGUGAAUCUACUGAACGCAACAAUUAUAGUCCAAUUCAUUCUACCCAGCGUAUCCGUAUGCCUCAAUCAAUUAAUGAAACAAACUCACAUAUACCUUCAGGUAUUUCGACAACACCUAAUAUACCUAUCACCAUUGAUUCUGCAAGUAUGGUGAGCAGUGAUAACAGUGGAACACUUACGCAUAUCACAUGUACUAUCAAUUCUGAUCAACCUGUCGGUUCAAGUAUCAAUUCUAGUACAACUACGUCAUUAAUAGUUGGAAAUGUUAUUCAUUCUUCUCUUUCUCCUUCGAAUUCAACUGCAUUUCGUGGAAGUAAACGUAACAAAGUGGCAUUUUUCAAUAUAUUUGACAUUGCAUCACCAGCAUCUAGUAGUAGUGGUAGUAGUACUUCAACCUCGAAUACUACUGCAGUACUUUCAAAAAAUAACACUCAACGACCUUCAAAUCAAUUAGAUAAUUCAAUUAAUAUUGACUCAGUUGAUCCCGCUACAACAGUUCAGCUAUGUCCUUUUUCAUCAGUGACAUCAACAGGCGUAAGCAGCGGAGUGACAGCGGAACCAGCUAUAGGGAAUUCGAAUUCAUCCAAUAAUAUUAUAGAUCUUACGCUUACAGAUAAUGAUGGACCGUCGAUUUCAUCAUCAUCAACAUCAUCUACUGUUACUGCUUCUAUCAAUCCACCUUUAAUUGAAGACUGUUGUUCAAAAGAUAACUUGUCAAAUACACGGAUGAAUUCCACUUAUAUGUCUACUGUCACAACACCAUCAUCGUCAAUACAAAUAGCUCCUGUUUCUGCUGGUACCAAUAUCGUGAUAAAUUCAAAGCAAGACACUUCUAGUAUGAACAAUAGUGCACGUCUAUUGGCGGCAAGUUUAGUGGCUGAUUUAGUUUGUCGUAUCUGUGGACGUCUAUCACAACAACCACAACUAGAAAUGGAUAAAAAGACAAUGAAUGCUAAUGUACUAGUUGAAUGCAUCAAAUGCGGCUCCUUGUAUCAUCAGCUGUGUCAUCAGCCAGUGAUUUUAAUGUCGAUGCCAAAACAACAAUGGAUGUGUAUGCAUUGUUCUACUACUACUGCUACUACUACUUCUGCUGAUUUAUCAUUAUCAUCUCCAGUUCCUGUGGUCACACUGACAGUGUCAUCCGAUUCUUCGUGUAGUAUAACAACAGAUCCUGUGAUAUCAUCAAAUCUUAUUCGAUCUCAUAGUAUUUUGUCGUCAGAUGUAACGAUUGUUGGAAGUAUUCCAGGUGAUAAUAACUUAAUAUCUAGUGGUUCUUCUUCUUAUUCAAUACAUCAACAAUCUUUAAUAUUAUCUGAUCCUGUUCAGUUCUCCUCAUCGUCAGCAUCUUCUGUGUCUACUACACUUACUGUUACUGCUACUACUACUGCUACUACGACUACUACUAAUGCCUCUACUACUUCUAAUACUCCUACUCAGGCAACAACUACAAUAACUGUUGGUGCACGUAAACGUAAACCUGCAUUCACUAGUCCAUUAUCUGGUAUACCGCGUAAACUAAAAGAUGAGCAUAAUUGA